Molecule: messenger RNA, 2316 nt
Organism: Perkinsus marinus ATCC 50983
Lineage: Eukaryota; Perkinsozoa; Perkinsida; Perkinsidae
Product: H+-translocating inorganic pyrophosphatase TVP1, putative
Exons: 1
Coding region: 47-2227 (726 amino acids)
Biological process (GO): proton transmembrane transport
Cellular component (GO): membrane
Molecular function (GO): diphosphate hydrolysis-driven proton transmembrane transporter activity; inorganic diphosphate phosphatase activity
Source: RefSeq, a predicted model, not a curated record
GGCAAGAAAGGCUUAAGAAGCAUACAGUGACUUCUCAACUGCCAUAAUGAGCAGUGUCACGUUAACUAACGUAUUUUCUUUCGUCCCACCUGUGGUGGGUCUCCUGUGGGCCAUUAAAGAGUUGGUCUAUGUUCGCAGCAUCAAGCUGGCCGGUCCCUACAAGGGAAAGUCUGGCAUGCAAGACUCUCUUGUUGCUGGUGAUGCCCGUGAUGUUCAGAAGAUCCUCCUCGCCAUGCGUGAGAUCUCUUCCAACAUCGCUGAGGGUGCAAACGCAUUCCUCAUUGCCGAGUACAAGUACAUGAUGGUCUACGUUCUCGUCUUUUCCGUUAUCAUCUGGCCCUGCAUCGGUUUCGGCACUAUGUUGUCAUUCGUUGUGGGUUCCAUUACCUCUAUCGCUUGCGGGUACAUCGGAAUGAAGACCGCUGUAUACUGCAACGUCCGUACUGCUCAUGAGUGCUGGAAGAACCUCUCUGAUGGUUACGAUGUUGCACUUCGCGGCGGCUCCGUCAUGGGUUUCGCUCUCGUGUCUUUGGCUGUUCUCAACUUGGCUAUUCUCGUUACCAUCUAUAACGUUCCUUCUUUCUAUAACGGUGAUCUUCGUGCUCUUUACGAGGCUCUUACCGGUUAUGGUUUGGGUGGUUCCUCUAUUGCUCUCUUUGGUCGUGUUGGUGGUGGUAUUUACACCAAGGCUGCCGAUGUUGGUGCCGAUCUUUCUGGUAAGAAUGAGUACGGCCUCGAUGAGGAUGAUCCGAGGAACCCCGGCUGUAUCGCCGAUAACGUUGGAGAUAACGUUGGUGAUAUCGCCGGUAUGGGCGCUGAUUUGUUCGGUUCUUUCGCCGAGUCUACUUGUGCUGCCAUGGUCAUCUGCUCUGCUGCCCCCGAUGCUCUCGUGUCUGGUGAGUGGUCCACCAUGUUGUUCCCCUUGAUGGUAUCUUCUGUUGGUAUCCUUGUUGGUCUCGUCACCAUGCUCACUGUCAACAUCUUCUACAAGGUUAAGGAGAUCCCUGACAUCGAGAAGGCCCUUAAGGGUGUCCUUGUCAUCUCCACCUUGUUGCAGACACCUACCGUCAUUGCCCUUUCCUGGUGGGCUCUUCCAGCUGGCUACUUCGCCAUUGACGAGGCUCAUCCGGCUUGCUCUUGGAUUAAGUGCGCUGUGUGCAUUCUCCUUGGUCUUUGGUCUGGUCUCUGCAUUGGCUACACCACUGAGUAUUACACUUCUCAGACCUACAAACCAGUCCGUGAGAUCGCCGAGUCCGAGGGUAUCUCUGCUGCUACUGGUAUCAUCUACGGUCUUGCCGCUGGUUACGUUUCGUGCAUCGUUCCCGUAAUCUGCCUGGCUAUCACUAUCUGCGUCGCUCACUCCGUCGCUGGUAUGUUUGGUGUCGCUCUUGGUGCCCUCGGUAUGCUCGGGACUCUCACCAUGUCCCUCACCAUUGAUGCUUAUGGUCCCAUCUCUGAUAAUGCCGGUGGCAUCGCCGAGAUGUCCGAGUUGGGCCCUGAAGUCAGGGAGCUCACUGAUGCUCUUGAUGCUGCUGGUAACACUACUGCUGCCAUCGGUAAGGGCUUCGCUAUCGGCUCUGCCGCUCUUGUGUCCCUCGCCUUGUUCGGCGCUUACACUGUUCGUGCUGAAAUCUCCAAGGUCAACAUCCUUGACCCUUGGACUUUCACUGGUCUCCUCUUCGGUGCUAUGAUGCCUUAUGCUUUCUCUGCUAUGACUAUGAAGUCUGUUGGUAAGGCAGCCAACCAGAUGGUCGAGGAGUGCAUGUCGCAGUUCCCCAAGAUCAUCUCUGGUGAGAUGAAGCCCAACUACACUAAGUGCAUCAAGAUUGCCACUGAUGCCUCUCUUAUGGAGAUGAUUGCUCCUGGUUGCUUGGUCAUCCUCUCUCCCCUCGUCGCUGGUCUUAUCUUCGGUAAGAACUGCACUGCCGGGCUCCUGUGCGGUGCUCUCGUCUCUGGCGUCCAGAUGGCCAUUUCCAUGUCCAACACUGGUGGCGCUUGGGAUAACGCCAAGAAGUACAUCGAAUCUGGUGGUCUCGGUCCCGAGUGCGGCAAGGGCUCUCAGGCUCAUAAGAACGCUGUCACUGGUGAUACCGUCGGUGACCCGCUUAAGGAUACCUCCGGUCCCGCCAUCAACAUCGUUAUCAAGCUCUCUGCCAUCAUGUCUCUCGUUUUCGGUGGCGUUAUCGCCAAGACCUCCAACGAGAAUGGUGGUCCUUUCUGGUUGUAAGCCUAUUCGUAUGCAUAGAUUACAUUCACUUACUCGCUGUUCCUAAGUUAGUAAUGCUAGUUUCUUUCCGGUGUGUGUUCGGAUAGGUA